Annulohypoxylon maeteangense is the source of this 1174-nucleotide messenger RNA. Its product is annotated as v-SNARE. Bases 201 to 1082 code for a protein of 293 amino acids. The record is from RefSeq and is a predicted model, not a curated record. The transcript is spliced from 3 exons. Lineage: Eukaryota; Fungi; Ascomycota; Sordariomycetes; Xylariales; Hypoxylaceae.
UAUAAAACUGCUUAUAAUAUUGUAAUAUUGGAGAUUAUCGUCGGUGGAUGUUAAUAGCUUCAAUACUCCUGUAUUCAAGAGCAGGAAGUUGAAGAUGUCGGGAUGGACGGAUAUUUGAUGUGGGGAGGAAGAAAUCCACUUCAAGGUUAGCUCACAGGGGCAGCACAGCUAGAUCGGCGAUAGCCCAAGAACUAGGCGCCAUGUCUAAUCCGAACCAACUAUAUCUCUUAGCCGACCACAUCAAACUAUCGCUACUCGAGCGGCAACGGGCGCAGAGUCUCAAUAUUGAUGGCGAUUCGAAAGAUGGCCACAUAUCUAGAUCAUUAGAUCAAUUCCGAGAUGGGUUGAUGACGUUAGAAACAGAGCAGAAGAGACUAGAGGAGGCAGGCGAUGAAGAGGGCUCACUCACAAUCACCGACGCUCUGCCCGGCUUGCAUAAGCAGUACAACGACCUAACAUCCCAAUUCCACGGCUUCUCCUCUCCCUCCAGCGCAUCAACUCUCACGCAUCCGAACGACCCGGCUUUAUCCUCCGACUUCGAGCAUGCAACCACUUCUCCCGGUUCCCCAACCGGCGCUCCCUCCGCACCCGUAACAGCUUCAACAUCAAAUCUCCGUCCCAAGGGCGCGCGCACAACCUCUAAGACAGUGCGGUUCUCCGAUAACCCAACGAGCCCCGGUGUUGCCCCGGAUUUAGAAGCACAGCUGUUCGGCGAGAACAGGUAUCGGGAUAACCCGUCGGAUGACAACAUGGGAUACCGGGACGAGGCGUCUGGUAUGACGAACACUCAAAUCCACGCGUAUCACCAGCGGAUCUUAGAUCAGCAAGAUGACCAGCUUGACGCGCUAGGAGCGAGCAUCGCGCGCCAACGUGAACUUAGCAUGCGCAUCGGCGAUGAGCUAGAUGAGCACGUCGCGAUGCUGGACGACGUUGACGUCGCCGUAGAUCGCCACCAAGGCCGGCUGGACCGGGCCCGCAGACAAGUCGGCCGGAUUGCGCGGUCCGCCGGCGAGAGCAAGCAGAUGAUCGCCAUCAUCAUCCUAAUCAUCGUCCUCGUCCUUCUCAUCGCGAUACUGAAAUAAUUAAAUCCCACACCUAACACACGAUACGCACUGUAUUAAACCACGUACACUAAACCAAACGAACCGUAAUUACCUAAAAGGGGGAAAGGAAA